AUGUUAAAAUUACAAGUAACUGUUGGAUCUUCGUAUGAUCCGUCGUCACAUAUUAUAUUCCUUCCUAAUGAUGAUGAGAAUCCUUUUUUUAUUGAUACGGAAUAUUUCACAGGAAGAAUUUGUGUUCGCGUUAGAGAUUUUAAAGGUGUACCUCCACCUAAAAAAAAACCUCUAUCAUCGAGCCCUUACUUUAAUGAAAACAACUAUCAAUAUUCUAUACAAAUUCAAGGAAGGUUUAAAGGAAACAAAUGGACGGCUGAUGAUAUUCUUUUUGGGAAUGACUUUGAUCGCAAGAUUAAUUUACCUGCCAUCAGUUGGUUAGGAUUGAAAAUAUUGAAAUGGAUUGAUCCCGCCAUAGAAGCUGAUAUUUAUUCGGAUAAACCUUGGGCAUAUAGUCCGUUACUUUUUACUACUAAUUCUGCUCGUGUUCAAGAUUCAAAUGACAGUAAUGAUUUACCUCCAUGGCCUUCUCCAAACGGUGAACACCUAAAGGAUGAUACUAUUUAUGAUCCUAUUAUUGGAUCGUUGAUUUCCACUGAUGUAACUUCACGUAAACAAUAUUUUUCUUCAAAGGAAAAUCGUAUAAAUUUUAAAAUUACUGAAAAUCAAGUUUGGGACUUUGAUUUUUUUAAUUCAUAUAUAGACUUCAAUCAUAUCAAUGUGAAGUUACCCGGACUUGAAAUCGGUGU
Messenger RNA from Racocetra persica, 689 nucleotides. The record is from the annotation of a GenBank genome assembly. Lineage: Eukaryota; Fungi; Glomeromycota; Glomeromycetes; Diversisporales; Gigasporaceae.